UUUUUUGCGCACAUCUCUCUUUGAUUAUUUUUAAUAAAAUAACUACUCCACUGGAAUUAUUCACAUAUCUCACAAUUAAUCUCCGUCACAAUUAGGAUUAAUACAUCGCUAAUUUUAUAUUUUGUAGUAUGUGCUACGUAAUUUGAUCUGUCCUGUUGUGAAAGAAGUACUCUUUUUACAAAAAAAAUUCUUGUAUCUUAAGUAAUUGUUGCUUGUACUUUAUAAGUACAGAAAUCUCAUAUAUCUAAUUAUCGAGAUUUCCACAAAAUUCGAGAAUAGGAUUUUUGAUUAAUUGCUUCCGCGGAAAUAUCGUGAUAUAAUUGAGGAGACAUCUCUAUAAAGGAUAGAGAAGGAUAGAGAAGGCCUCCUAAGCCGUUUGCGAGAUGUUUCGAAACAUAUGCAGGAAUCACAUAUGUGAUGAGACACAUGCUUAUCCCUCAUGCCAUAGCAACGGCUAUCGCCUCGAAGAGGUCCCUUUGAUGGAGGCCUCGUCAAGAAACAGCUGUCCCCGUCUCUCUUUGCUACCUUACUAUGGGGUCCCUGCUGCGGCAAAUAGAUAGAAAUGUGCGUGAGAUACACGGAAGUGUAUCAUCAAACAAGAAAAUUCGGGAUAAGCCAUAAAAAAUGCAAGCAAAUGAAAAUUUCCUGUAUCCUCGAAAAAUUUCUUUUGUGAAACGAACAAAUAUUGAUAUCAAAGUAUGUCAAAAUAUAAUUAGUUAAAAAUAAUAAUGAAGAAUAAAAUCAGAAAGAGAGCAUUUAUGUCGCACAUAAAUAAAAUAGUUAUAUUAACAUGAAACAAAGUACGUUGUAGGAAAAUGAAGGAUAUGUUUAUUUUUGUAUUAGUUUUACCCAGAUUUUAUUUCUAAAAAGGCGUAAACAUUAAUUAGAAUAGCAUGUAUAUGAACAAUUUAAAUUAAAAUGUUUUUCCAAGUGUUGCAAGAGUGGAUCAAUUUCGAAAAUGUAAUUGCGAUUUUUCAUUUUAAUGUCUCGUGUUUCGCAUGAUUUCAGCGCGAUGCGAGUAUUGCUAUCGAAGUUACCACGACCUUGGAUCGUCGACGAAAAGAAAGAUGACGGUUACACGGCUCUGCAUUUAGCUGCCCUUAACAAUCACGUGGAGGUCGCGGAACAACUGGCACGCGCCGGAAAAGCUGACUUGGACCUGCAGAAUGUGAAUUUACAAACCGCCCUACACCUGGCAGUCGAGCGACAGCACACGCAGAUCGUUCGGCUGUUGGUUCGCGAGGGUGCAAAUCUGAACGUCGCCGAUAAGGACGGAGACACGCCUUUGCACGAAGCUCUUCGACAUCACACGCUGUCGCAACUGCGGCAGCUGCAGGACGUACAGGACGUUGGACGGUUGUUAAUGGGCCUAGGCACCCAGGGUCAAGACAAGAAGAGCAGCUCCUUCAUCGCGUGCUUCCUUGCGGCGCAUGGCGCCGAUCUGGAGCUGAAGAACAAGAAGGGCCAAACGCCUUUGGAUCUUUGUCCGGAUCCGAAUCUUUGCAAGACUCUCACCACCUGUCAUAAAGACAAAGAAUCACACGACAUCGAAACCGUCGUCCCAUCGGCGGCGAUCGACGAAUGUCUCGUAUGCUCUGAUGGCAAACGAGAGAUGCUGUUCAGUCCCUGUGGACACGUGGCUUGUUGCAACGCCUGUGCACCGAGAGUGAAGAAAUGUCUCAUCUGUCGUGAGAACGUUCUUUCUCGAGUAAAGAUCGAAGAAUGCGUGGUGUGUUCGGAUCGCAAAGCGGGCGUCCUGUUCCGUCCGUGCGGACACAUGUGUGCCUGCGAGAGCUGCGCGGCCCUGAUGAAGAAGUGCGUGCAGUGCCGUGCUCAGAUACAGCACAUGGUACCGCUCUCCGUUUGCUGCGGCGGCGGUGGUGAUGUCACCUACGUGAAGGGGUGCAACGCCUCAGGAACAAUAUCCGAAGUCAAGGCAGAUCCCGAGGAGGAGCCGACGCCCUCGAACAACACCGGGACUGGGGAAGCUCUCCUAAUGAACAACGGCAGCCGAGAUACUUCCCACAGCGACAUACAAAAACUACAGCAGCAAUUGCAGGACAUCAAGGAGCAGACUAUGUGUCCGGUUUGUCUGGAUCGUCUGAAAAACAUGAUUUUCCUGUGCGGACACGGCACCUGCCAAAUGUGCGGCGACCGGAUGUCGGAGUGUCCAAUAUGUCGCAAGGCGGUAGACAAACGCAUUCUGCUUUACUAAAAAUAAAAGACUGUCGCCGAUCGCGUUACUCGCUGGAAUUUUCCGACAGCGAUUAUAUGACGUAUUAAAAUCCACCACAUUUCACGUGAGGAAACGUAGCCGUUUCCUUGUAUCCCAUUUAUUUCUGACAGUCGCAUUAAGCCAAGCCGAAUUGCGAAGCAACAUUGUUUUAAAAAGCAUGAUAUUCAAUAACGUAGAAAUGAAGAAUAGUGACGAUAUUAGAUAGAUAUACAGGUCUUUAAAUUGCGGUGAUUCAUAAAAUAUAGGCUAAUCGAUAAAUGAUCGCGAUAAAAUAUACGUACGCACAAUUCUUAUUUAUUAUUUGUAUAUCUAACAAGGGAAACUCGUUGCAUGAUAGAUGAUAUAUUAUGCUGUUGAAGUUACGUUUCAUAUUUAGGGAUACAAUGUAAGUGUAAUAUAUUUCCAAUAAGCUUCCUACAAAAGUCUUUAUUUACCAUUUAUGGAUACUGUCGUCUUUCUGCAUUAUUCAGAAAACGCUCGGUAGGCAUUAGAAAGUUCUUCCGAAUAUCUAUUAUCGAUAGGAUGGUUUUACAUGUUGAGUAAUUCCUGCAUAGAUUGCCAAAAUAAUAAGAAAAAUAUUGCAUUUGAAUUCCAUUUGAUUUUUUGAAAUAUUAAAACGAAAACUAUUAUAAGAUUAUUUAAGUCAUUGUUGAUGAGAUGUUAUGACCUGCCUAUAUAUGUAAUAUUAUACGUUAUAUAAAUGGUAAAAAAAA
Molecule: messenger RNA, 2949 nt
Organism: Pogonomyrmex barbatus (red harvester ant)
Lineage: Eukaryota; Metazoa; Arthropoda; Insecta; Hymenoptera; Formicidae
Product: E3 ubiquitin-protein ligase MIB1-like
Biological process (GO): Notch signaling pathway; endocytosis; protein ubiquitination
Cellular component (GO): cytoplasm
Molecular function (GO): protein binding
Source: RefSeq, a predicted model, not a curated record